GCUGAAGGAACCGGAAAUUCCUCCAUUCCCUGUUGUACUCGGGGAUCCUCCUGGUCCAAACCUGGGGAUCCUCCUGGUCCAAACCUGAUAAGAAAUUGAGGCAGGGUCCGAGGGAAACAGAAAAUCCGGAGCCGCAGUGUCCGCGCGGGGCGGGCGGCCUGGGAAAGUCAGCAUCAGCAGCAGCGCAGUGGCGGGAACCGCAGCCCGGCGGCCCUGGAACCUCCCAGAUGUAAAAUUUCAACAAGAGCUCAAGUUUUCUCCUAAGCCACUCAGAGAAGAGCCAGAAGAACAAUGGAUGCUUCUGUGGUAAAUGCUCCCCAGGGUCUGUUAUCACUCAGGGAUGUGUCUGUAGACUUCUCACAGGAAGAAUGGGAAUGUCUAGACUUUGAACAGAGGGCUUUGUACAUGGAUGUGAUGUUGGAGAAUUACAACAAUCUGCUUUUUGUGGAGUUCCAUCACCUAUGUGGCAAAUGGGAGACAGUCUUGCACCAAGGCACAAAACAUUUUAUCCAUGACCAUGAAAAUAUUCAAGAGAAGUCUUAUACGUGUAAUGAGUCUGGCAAAAUGAUUCCUGAUUCCUACCAAUGUACACCUUGUGACACAAUGGAUAAUGCCAAAAAAGUCAACAACUACAGAUUUGAUAACCACAGAGAUGCCUCUAAUGAAUCCUUAAACCUCAACAGACACAACAUUGGGAAUGCUAGGGAUGAAACUUGCACAUAUCAAGAUUGUGUAAAGUUUUUGUAUUUGUGUUCCAUCUUUAGCCAAAAUCAAAGAACUCACAUAGGAAAGGAUGACUACAAAAAUGCAGAGUAUGAUGCAUCUUUUGAGUCCAAUACAGAAAUCAAGCUUAAAGAAACUGAUUGCGGAGAGCAUCCACAGCAAUGUAUGCAAUGUGAAUUCUUCAAGACUCACUCAAACCUUAUUAGGCAUCAUGGUUGUAGUAAAUCAUUUCUGAAUUUUUCACAACUCAGUACAUAUUAUAAAAUCCAUUGUAGAGAAACUCCUGACAAAUGUACAGAGUGUGUCCAGUUCUUUAAUUAUUUAUCAAAGUUCGAAAGAAAUUUCAACAUCCACACUGGAGAGAAACCUUACAAAUGUAGUGAAUGUGACCAGUCUUUCACUGAGAAAUGUAAUCUUACAACUCAUCAGAGAAUCCACAAAAGAGAGAAAUCUUACAAAUGUAGUGAAUGUGACAAAUCAUUUUCCAUGAAAUGCCAUCUUACAAAUCAUCAGAGGUUCCACACUAGAGAGAAGUCUUACAAAUGUAGUGAAUGUGGCAAAUCCUUUUCCAAUAAAUGGAGUCUUACAACUCAUCUGAGAAUCCACACAGGAGAGAAACCUUACAAAUGUAGUAUAUGUGAUAAAUCCUUUUUGAAGAAAUACUAUCUUACAACUCAUCAGAGAUUCCAUGCAGGAUAUAAACCUCACAAAUGUAGUGAAUGUGACAAAUCCUUUUCCAAAAAAUGGUAUCUUACAACUCAUCUGAGAAUCCACACGGGAGAGAAACCUUACAAAUGUAGUGAAUGUGACAAAUCCUUUAACACAAAAUACUAUCUUAGAACUCAUCAGAGAAUCCACACAGGAGAUAAUCCUUACAAAUGUACUGAAUGUGACAAAUGCUUUAACACAAAAGAACGUCUUCAAAUUCAUCAGAGAAUUCACACAGGAGAGCAACCUUACAAAUGCAGUGAAUGCGACAAAUCCUUAACCACAAAACGAAGUCUUAUACUUCAUCAGAGAAUUCACACAGGAGAGAAACCUUACAAUUGUAGUGAAUGUGGCAAAUCCUUUUACAGAAGAGACCAACUUAGAUAUCAUCACAGAAUCCACACAGGAGAGAGACCUUACAAAUGUAGUGAAUGUGACAAAUCCUUUAUCACAAACUACCAUCUUAUAAAUCAUCAAAGAUUCCACACUGGAGAGAAGCCAUACAAAUGCCCUGAAUGUGACAAAUCUUUCACUGAGAAAUAUAAUCUUACAAUUCAUCAGAGAGUCCACACAGGAGAGAAUCCCUACAAAUGUUGUGAAUGUGGGAAAUCCUUUUCCAAUAAAUGGUAUCUUACAAGUCAUCUGAGAAUCCACACGGGAGAGAAACCUUACAAAUGUACUAAAUGUGACAAAUCCUUUUUUAAGAAAUACGAUCUUACAGCUCAUCUGAGAAUCCACACAGGAGAGAAACCUUACAAAUGUAGUGAAUGUGACAAAUCCUUUUUCAGGAAACACAAUCUUACAGCUCAUCAGAGAAUCCACACAGGAGAUAAUCCUUACAAAUGUAGUGAAUGUGACAAAUCCUUUUCCAAGAAAUGCUAUCUUACAAGUCAUCUGAGAAUCCACACAGGAGAGAAACCUUACAAAUGUAGUGAAUGUGACAAAUCAUUUAUCACAAAAGAUUAUCUUAAAGCUCAUCAGAGAAUCCACACAGGAGAUAAACGUUACAAAUGUAGUGAAUGUGACAAAUCCUUUUCCAAGAAAUGUUACCUUACAACUCAUCUGAGAAUCCACACCGGAGAGAACCUUACAAAUAUAGUGAAUGCGACAAAUCCUUAACCACAAAACAAAGUCUUGUAACUAAUCAGUGAAUUCAUACAGGAGAGAAACCUUACAAUUGAAGUAAAUGUGCCAAAUCCUUUACCAAAAGAGACCGUGUUAGAACUCAUCAGAGAAUCCACACAUUAGAGAAACCAUACAAAUGUAGUGUAUGUGACAAAUCCUUUUCCAAGAAAGAGAAACUAAAAUGUCAUCUGAGAAUCCACACAGGAGAGAAACCUUACAAUUGAAGUGAAUGUGCCAAAUCCUUUAACAGAAGAGAACAACUUAGAACUCAUCACAGAAUCCACACAGGAGAGAAACCUUACAAAUGUAGUGAGUGUAACAAAUCAUUUUGCAGAAAAGGCUGUCUUAGACUCACCGCAGAAUACAUAGAAACACCUUAGAAAUGUAGCAAAUUUGAGAAAUCCUUUAAUGUUGUUUCCAAUUCUUAUUAUAUGUUCUGGAAUGUUUCAACACCGUGGGAAACCCAAGUUUUAAGAAUAUCAACCACCAGAAAAGUCAAUCUGAGAAACAUUUUGUGUAAAAAUAAUCUUGAUUACACAUCCAAGUAUUCACACAGGAGUGAAAACUUAAAAAUGCAAUAUACAUGCAAAAGACUUUACCAGCCUCUCAGGUCUAAGAAAGUUUGUGAAAAUUCAUAAAGGAGAUAAAAGUUUUAACGGGGAAAAAAUUUGCAUGUGCUUCAUUUAAACUCUGUCCUUUGCUACACCUGAGACUCCACACUACGGAAUCAUGAACAUGACAAAUUUGUGAAAGAAUUUUAAGUUAUUUUCAAAUCUUAGAAAUCAUCGAUAGUUUUGCCAAUUUUGAUUAAAACUUUAUUUGUUCAACCUCAAGUAGUUGUUAAUGAAGAUGAAACACAGAAUCCUGAAGUAUGAGCUGUUGUGUAAGUGUCCUGGAGACUAGAAUGAUCCAUUCUUAAAGAAAGCUGAUUAGGGCAGGACCCACAGCACUCAAAACUGCUUCACGAAAUCUCCAGCACUGACAGGAUUCAAUGUGUUUAACUCAAAUGAAGAAGCUGAGAGAAGUCAUAACACUUAGAAGAAUAAUUUAAGCAUUAAGAAAGUAUAUUUUUAGCUUGUACAUAUGCAGGUAUGCAGUGUGUUCCAGGUGUUCAUUUUUCAUAAGCUGUUUCAUAGCUGGUUUUGAUUUCCAUGACAGCAACUGUGUCUGAGUCCCUUAUGCUCUGAUAAGCAUCUGCUUCCCCAUACUGCAGUACUCAAUUCUAAUAAAACUCUUUAGUUCAACGA
Mesocricetus auratus (golden hamster) is the source of this 3803-nucleotide messenger RNA. Its product is annotated as zinc finger protein 260-like. Gene Ontology annotation, biological process: regulation of DNA-templated transcription. The record is from RefSeq and is a predicted model, not a curated record. Lineage: Eukaryota; Metazoa; Chordata; Mammalia; Rodentia; Cricetidae.